AUGUCUAGUUCAAGUCAAGCUGUGGAAUCGCAGCUUCAGCGAGCACUCAGGCCCAAUGUCACCGUUCACAAUUACACCCCGCAGCGGUCUACGUCCCCGCCGCCUACAGGACGUUUGGAGGGAGAAGGAAGGACGGUUCCGAGACCCUCGCCUACCUCUUUGGUUGCGGAGGCGCGGGCUUUGGUUGAAUCCUGCAUCGCGAAUUGCGGAGUUGGCGUCUGGAAGGAUGUUGAAUGGGAGAAAAAGGGGCCAGGAUCGUCAGGAAAUGUAUUUGAAUUUCGAUAUCGACCUCCUACGAUCCCUGGGGUCACUACUUCUCGUCCGCUCGAGCUCCGGGAAUGGGGUGCCCCUGUCACAAACGACGAGCUGUGGUCUCUCAACGAGUUGGAAGAGUUUGUGCAUGUCAAAGUGGCCAAGUACAAAGGCGAGGAAAUCGCCCGUGCGAGUGCUGGCUCGACUGCCGGCCCCUCAAAAAAACGAACGCGAGACGCGGAGGAAUCGUCCAGUAAGGGGGAAGCCCCGUCGCCCAAACGGAGGAAGACGUUUUACGGUCUCCUACACGAUGUUAUUCCACAUCCCCAUAUCCGUCCGACGCCCAUCCUGAGUCCCUCUCAAUCGGAGUCAACGAAGAUUCGUGAAUACAAACGCCUCCCGCCGAUUUGUCUUCCACCCCAUAGCGACCCCCUACCUCCACCGAAUGUAUACGACCGUGCAGCAUGGAUUAUCCCUCUACGCGGAACGCUGCCAUGGCGCGACGCGACCUCGGCCUAUCUUCUCGACGAUUCCAUUCAUGAUCCUCUGGACCCCGACAUCCACGCAGUCCGCCCUAUACCGGCACCUCUCAAAAGUCAGGAACCGAUAUACUGGACAAGACCGGCAAUCGCAGCGUUCUGGGAAUUUUUGUCGAGUUUGCAGGAAGGUGGGCGUGUUGGUGCGCUUGGACUCAGCUUCCAUGCUGCCCGCUCUGCCAAUAUCUCGACCCAAACCGACGCGGAGUUGAACAGAGAAAUCAGCGCGUCGGUCCAUCAAGAAAACACAACGAAAGACGGGGAUAGUCACACCUCUGCUGACUCUGCGUCGACAUCCGCCCGAACUUCGUGCUCCUCUCCGCUAUCUUCUCUUGAUUAUAUCAAGGUGUACCAUCCUGCCAACAAAAGCAUGUAUGUGCGCGCGGCGCUGGACAUAUGGAAGUACGAACACGAAACCUGGAAGGGAGGCGAUACUGGUUUCAUAGCGUCGGGAGUUGCCCAAAAUGUUCCAACGCCGGGGCUCGUGGGUGGACUCCAGCUUGCCGUUGCCGUUAUUUUCGUCACCUCUGGCGUCACCGAGGUCGUUCUCGCCACUGGUGACGCUUCGCUUCGACGGAUUGAUCGCAAUCCUUCUCCCGCUGCUUUCCGACGUAACUGUGGAGUAGCAGCGAUCCCCAGCUGGUUACGAGCUCUUGUUCGCCCUCGACAACAAGCGGCGAAGGAGGACGUUGUUAACAUUUGGCUCCAACUCUCCACUUUGUUUGUCCUCCCAAUAAAUGAUGAUGCAAUGGUUGGGAAUUGGUAUAAAUGA
This is a messenger RNA of Coprinopsis cinerea okayama7#130, 1560 nucleotides long. RefSeq lists its product as hypothetical. The transcript has 4 exons. Lineage: Eukaryota; Fungi; Basidiomycota; Agaricomycetes; Agaricales; Psathyrellaceae. The coding region runs from base 1 to 1560 and encodes 519 amino acids. The record is from RefSeq and is a predicted model, not a curated record.